AUGCCUUCCACGCGCGUCGUUGUCGAGAGCCAGGGCGGAGCCCCGCGCCACAGAGCCUCAAACUCCAAGGGCUUCAUUGCGUCGACCUACCAAACGUUCACGUCGGAAGAGAAUGCCUCUGUUGUCCGGAGCGUCGCCUUCUUCGGGGUUGCUAUCGCCUUCCUCGCGAGCUCGUGGUCCGAACUUCUUGUGUCAGUAUCCCCUCUACUCGACUGCCAGCGCCAGCCGGGUCAGCGCGCUAAUGGCCAGCAGACAAUAAAUGAGCAAUCACCUUGA
Molecule: messenger RNA, 276 nt
Organism: Lasiosphaeria miniovina
Lineage: Eukaryota; Fungi; Ascomycota; Sordariomycetes; Sordariales; Lasiosphaeriaceae
Exons: 2
Coding region: 1-276 (91 amino acids)
Source: RefSeq, a predicted model, not a curated record